This is a messenger RNA of Chelonus insularis, 1130 nucleotides long. RefSeq names its product D-altritol 5-dehydrogenase-like. Gene Ontology annotation, molecular function: zinc ion binding; oxidoreductase activity. Bases 30 to 1049 code for a protein of 339 amino acids. NCBI's taxonomy places the organism in Eukaryota, Metazoa, Arthropoda, Insecta, Hymenoptera, Braconidae. The record is from RefSeq and is a predicted model, not a curated record. The transcript is spliced from 5 exons.
UUAGUUUAAUCUGUACCAUUAUUCAGACAAUGGAAUUUCUAAGUUUCAAUCCUGUUACCGAAAAAUUAACACUAGAGCACGGUGAAAUUCCUAAAUUAAAAAAUAAUGAUGUGCUAAUUCGAGUAGCAUAUUCUGGUAUUUGUGGAACUGACCUUCAUAUUUUAGACGGUUCAUUUCCAGCCAAAAAAGAUGGUACUUUGAUCCUAGGACACGAAUUUUCAGGAACUGUUGAAGAUAUUGGUGAUGAAGUGACUGAAUUUAAAGUUGGACAAAAAGUUGUCAUCGAUCCUAAUAGUGGUUGCAACAAAUGUACCAGUUGUCAUGGUGGAUGCUAUCAUUUUUGCACUAAAGGAGGUAUUAAUAACACCAUUGGAAUUUUUAAGAAUGGAGGAUGGGCGACUCACGCUGUCGUGCCUGAAACGCAAGUUCAUCACGUACCGGAUGAUAUGGAAAUGCAUCAUGCAGCUUUAGCUGAACCUAUGGCAUGUAUUGCUCACGGAUGGGAUAUAAUGAAUCCCAUUCAUGUUGGUAGUCAAAUCUUAGUGAUUGGAGCUGGGAUCAUUGGACUGCUUUGGGCUUGUAUUCUACACCUACAUGGCUUAAGAAAGACUGUGACUAUCAGUGAAAUUAAUGCUGGUCGAAGAGCAGCAGUUCAGAAACUUGAUUUGGAUUACAGUGUGUGUAAUCCAACAGAAUUAAGAGGAAACUUUGAUGUUGCUGUUGAUUGUAGUGGAUCUGCACCAGCUAUGGAAUCUGCUCUUGCUCGACUCAAACAUGGUGGGCGACUUUGUAUUUUCGGAGUAGCAAAUCCUGCUGCAACAGUAUCCAUCAAUCCGUUCCAGAUGUACUUGAAAGAAUUAACAAUUGCGGGAGUAAUUAUCGACCCAUUUACAUUUCCGAAAGGAUUGGCAUUGGUUCAAGCGAUGGCUGCUCGAUAUUUCAAUUAUGAAAAAUUAGGAAUUAAAGUUUACAAACUAUCAGAAUAUAAAGAAGCUCUAGAAGCUCUUCGAACGGGUAAAGUAAGUAAAGCAAUGUUUAAAUGUUCAUAAAAAAUACUCGAAUAAUUUGUUCGAAUGUUUUAUUGUCAAUCAUAAAAAAGUUAAUAAAAAUCGAUUGAUAUUUUACUAUAA